Xiphophorus hellerii (green swordtail) is the source of this 6433-nucleotide messenger RNA. RefSeq names its product zinc finger protein 821 (gene znf821). Gene Ontology annotation, biological process: regulation of transcription by RNA polymerase II. The transcript is spliced from 6 exons. Gene Ontology annotation, cellular component: nucleus; nucleoplasm. The record is from RefSeq and is a predicted model, not a curated record. Lineage: Eukaryota; Metazoa; Chordata; Actinopteri; Cyprinodontiformes; Poeciliidae. The coding region runs from base 2191 to 3720 and encodes 509 amino acids. Gene Ontology annotation, molecular function: DNA-binding transcription repressor activity, RNA polymerase II-specific; RNA polymerase II cis-regulatory region sequence-specific DNA binding.
UAUUGCCAUGAUAAAUGCGUCUGGGUUCUUAUUCCCAGAAUAUUUUUCUUAUUUACUUUGUGCUCUGUGAGCUUGAUAGGUUCCAUCGUUGUUGCAUUGAUAUAAAGGGCUAACAUUCGGCUUGUUAGCCAGCUAGCUGUCGUCGAUCUGCUUUUGGUUUGGAAUUGACGUCACUAUAAAUCAUGAGUGGAGACGUUUCCGCUAUUGCUUGUGAGGAGAUUCACGCAUUUCACGGUGUGGUGAGCUUAUUUUGUUGAGAUGGCAUAUUUUCGCCUAACCUUGCGGAUGAGCACAUUUUUAACCGUGUCAGUGUCGUGCUGCGGUCAGUUUACUCGUGGCAUUCAGUGAUGACGACUACAUGCGCUGCUAUGACAUUGGUAUGUAGCACCACCCAGUGUUGUUACUGAGCUAUCCAGGAAAUCGUCCUUCUUGCUUUAUGGACUGUGAACGUUUAUUCCGUAUUUGAACAAUUGCAGAUCAGAUGUAAAAAUACAAUCAGUGUUUUUAAACAGAAUAAUGUUGCAAGCUCUUUUUUUGUGAAAUCUUAGUACCCUUUUGCAAAUGACGGUCGUUCUUUAUUUAAAACAGUCAGUUCUUCAAUUAAUGGAUGAUCAAUUAAGGUUUUGCAUUUGAGUUUUCACGUGUCCACAUCUACAGGACACAUUUUCAGCGUUUAACAUGCCAACCUAAAAGCUCACCCUCUAAUAAGUCCAGAAAACUUUUUCUCUGUAAGACCAAAACUUACAUUUGAAAUGUUUUGGUACCAUAGUAAUAACCACUUAUUACUAUAACAAUAUAAUUGUUGACUCACAACCUUUCUGGUGGUUUAUAAUGUGAAUGGAGUCAGGCAUUAGUUAGGGGGGCCAGUCUCUCUCUUGAGUGUUUACAAAUAAUCCAUUAAGAUGAUGGGGUUUAAAUGAAGGUGAAAUUAAUGCUGAAAAAUACUAGUAAUGGUUAAAUUUUUUUAAAGAGAAUAAAAAGAAGCUGCAUUGUAAAAAGAGUCGAUGUAAAUAGUUUUUCUUUGCAAGAUAUGAAAUGAUUCGCUGUGUAAAUUGCAUAUUUUGUCCACUAGGGAGCGCUAACAUGUUUUCUGCAUAUCAAAUGACCUCAUUAAUUUAUAACUUGAAUUAUAAAUUAAUUUAUGUAUUAAGAUUGGGAAAUUAUUAAAUUUUUAUUUAUUUUAUAGCACAGAAAAUAUGUUAUCUUAUUCAAAUGUUAGUUAUUGAAUUAGUUAUUUAUUUUUUAUUUAUUCAAGUCUUUGACAGAAUGCAUCUGAUGUCUGCCUAGUGUUACUGUCCGUGUGUUAUUUCGUCAACAAAUGACAAUGUCAUCUUUGGUCAUGUUUACUUAUUAAACAUGAUUCAAGAAAAUUGUGCCAUCAUUACAUCUUGACAAUUUUUAAAAUUGUAUUUAAAGAAAACAAUAAUAUUUAUUGGAAUCAAUAAGUGCAAUGUGGAUAAUAAUGCUUGUAUAACUACAUAAUAUUGAUUUUAUUUGUAAUUUACUGUCUACAGUAAUUCAGUCAAUACUUGUAUAGCACAUUUCAGCAACGAGGCAGUUCAAAGUGCUUUGCAUCAUAAAAACGCAAAAAUAAAAAGUCACGAAAACAAUAUAGAGUUGUUUUUUUAUGUUGAAUAUUUAAUAUGAGUAAUUUGAAAAGGGUUUGAAAAUAUUGCCUUAAUGCUUCUCUACACCUCCGUUUGUCCUCCUGUCUUAUACGUAAUCAUAUCCUCAGCUUUAACGCUCUUUGCCCGUCCUGACUACACGUCCCAUGAUGCAGUUCGGCGCGCUUUCAGAUAUUUCACAUACGGGAUCAGCUGAGCUCGCGCUUCGCUCCUGCGAGCUCCCAGCGGCUCUGGGUCGGAGUGGCUCGGGUCGGCUCGCCGUCCGUCCGUCUGUCCGUCUGUCUGUCCGUCUGUCGUCGGGCUUGGACAUCAUUUUAAACCCCUCUCAGCGCCUGGAAGGGGACAUUUUUCAAACUAAAUCUGGAAGAAUGUGACACACAAUUGGAUUUUUCCUUGUUUCCACCUCCGGUAGCGCUUACGUUUCUUCCGAUGGAGCGGAUGAUUUGGAGAGAGUUUGUCCGGUAAUUGGGUCCAUCGGCUCGGUUCGGAGUUCACCUGGACUGCAGGGGGAACCUUAAGGGGUUCGGGGAGACCUUUAACCCCCCUCCGUCGAGAGGGUGAUACUAUGUCCAGACGAAAACAAACCAACCCCUUCAAAGUUGACUGGCCAUUCCACACUUUGGGCUUAUCUGGACUCCAGCACACCAUUAACAUGGACGGCAGAGAUGAAUUCACCGAGGAUGGCGAAUGCUGCAACAACAACUCGCAAGAAGUCCAAGGACAGGAUAGCCUCACAGAAGACAGCGAUAGCGACCCCGACAACCACGGCGAAGACUCGUCCUCCAACGCGUCUGCUGACGACCACAUGACUGCCAACCGAGCGCAGUGCCGCCUUCAAGGGGCAGGUGUCAAAGUGGAGAGUGACGAGGGGGCUGACCACGGCAACAACUUUGUCUGUCCUCUGUGCACGCUGGAUUUCAGCAGCCCUGAGAGACUCAUUUCACAUGUCUACCAGCAUACAAGCAUGAUGAGCAACACCAAGAGCUACGUGUGCCCAGUGUGUGGGCGAGCCCUGAGUUCUCCUGGCUCGCUUGGACGGCAUCUUCUCAUCCACUCUGAGGACCGCCUCUCCAACUGCGCCGUCUGUGGCGCACGCUUCACAGACACCAACAACUUUAACAGGGAAAAGCUAAAAGAUGUCCUCGACACAAGCAGGAUUGACAUCACUGGUGGACGGGAAACCUGCUCCAUGUCCCACUCCCUCUCCAGCAGCCCCAUGAGCAGCCCGGGCUCCAGCACGCACUCCUGCCACGGAGCGGGUCCCAGUCCCAGUUCCUGUCAGGGCCCGCCUCCAUGCCAGGCUCCCGAUCCGACAUCCACACUCUGUCAGGCCCAUCGCUCCUGCCAGGCCUCCAGCCACAUCCCAAACCAGUGUCAAGGACCACGGCCGUGCCACGCAUUAAGCCCAGGUUGUGGACCGUGCUUGGGGUCCGAACAAGGACCCGCCUUUCCUUCGCUGCCCGACGGGCUCCUGUCUGAAGGUCCGUCGCUCGCGUCCAUCCCUGACGCCCUCAACUCCUCCUCCUCAGCCCUUCCUCCCAUUCCCGACAUCAUGAGCCCGAUGCCCGUCUACCCCGCUGGAGUCCUGCUGGUGUGCAACAGCUGCGUGGCCUACCAGCAGCUGGUGGAGGCGCAGUCUCCGAUGCGGAAGUGGGCCCUGCGUCGCAAGAACGAGCCCCUGGAGGCUCGCCUGCAGCGUUUGGAGCGCGAACGCACCGCGAAGAAGAACAAGCGCGCCUGCGAGACGGACGAGGAGAAGGAGCUGAGGCGGCUGCGAGACCGCGAGGCCAAGCGCAUGCAGAGGAUGCAGGAGACGGAGGAGCAGAGGGCGCGGCGACUGCAGAGAGACCGGGAGGCCAUGCGGCUAAAGAGGGCCAACGAGACUCCGGAGAAGAGGCAGGCCCGGCUGAUCCGCGAGAGGGAGGCCAAGCGGAUCAAGCGGCGGCUGGAGAAGAUUGACCCCGCCCUCAGGACACAGAUCGAGCACGAUCCCGCCGCGAUGGCCGCUCUCACAGCGGACAUGAGUCUCUUUCAGUUCCCCUGUCCCAUGCCGGUUCCUUCCAUAGAUAAUGGUCUCUUCAUGAAGCUGCCAUGAUCCCUGGGGAUCCUAUAAAAACUCCCCCCAGCCGUCAGGUUCCCAUUACCACAGCGAACCAUUCCUGUCCUACUCUUGCUAUACUAUUCCUCUGUAUUCAUGCAAACUUCUUCGAUUUCUAAUUUAUUACAGUCUAUUAAACCUUGGAAACAGGGUUGAGAAUGUUUCUUAUUCUAAGAGCAUGCUGUAAAGAGAUUUAUCCGUGUUUCAGUGGACUCUCAGAGGUAAUAGUACAUUCUGGUGGGAGCAGUUAUUCUUGCUUCAACUGACAAACAAAACAAAACAAAUCAUUUGCACAUGGAUCCUCAGUGAAGGGAGCGUGGACCCUGUCGCUGCAGACCCUCCCUCCCUGGUCCUCCCAGCCCAGUAACUCAGACUCCGGUAGCUGCGCCUCUCUCUGUUUCCUAGCUGCUACCGUGGAACAUUCAUGUCCAAACUACUACCUCAUCCGGCGCCGUGGACGGUCGCUCUCUGUCCUGUGGCUUACCAGCUCCAAGCUUCCAAAGCUACACACACACUAUACAAUACUACAGAAGACGCAGGUCGUUUCCCCACACUUUUAAGUUUUGAUAUUCCUCUUUAUGGCACUUUAAUAGGACACAUGCAUUCACUUGUGAAUGAUUGUCCCUAUUGAGCAUGCCCGGUGUUGAAAAGCAUUCCUGUCGUAAUUAUCUUCUUUCAUGUCGUCUUUUUUUUUUUUUUUUUUUUUAUAAACACUGUGUGUAAUUUAUUGUUUUUUAAAAACUCAGUCUCUGCUGCUGUUAUUGUACUGUACACUACAUUAUUUACCUCUUAUAUAUUUUGGUCUCAUUACAUGGAAAAAGAAAACCCAACAUGUUACCUGUUGACCUCUGAUUUUGUCGCAUUACUUGAAUUCUGUCUAUGAAGAAGCAUUUGUGUUUUAUGCUAAUUGGUAAACAUGUUAGUGUUGUAUAGAAAGUCAUGCUUCAUUUUAACCUGCUUUGUGCAAUUUCUGUAGCAUUCACAUUCUCCGUGAGUCUGCAGUAUCUUAUGUUAUUAUUACCACUUAAAUUUUUAUAUAUAUUUUUUUUUGCAUCCACACGUCUGGAGAAAAAAAAAAGUCAUGUUAAGAGGUGAGAAUCAUUUACAGGUAUAUCUAAAUAACAAAAAUAGGAUGUAGUUUGAAUGUUAAUUUAUUUCAAUUAUCUAAUUCAAGAGUUGGAUUCAUAACAGAGUGAUAUAUUUCAAGUUUUCGGUGAGGUGGCACUAGAACUGCUGACCAUCCACUAUCUCCCUCAAACUUUUAAAAGUCUUUCUAAAUCCUCUCAAGGUUGUGGCUAUAAUUACUGCUUUUUUUUCUCCCACAUUUUUUCCUUCCACUCAAUUUUCCAUUUUUGUGCUAGAAUACAGUUAUUAGCUACUUAAUCUUUUGUGUCUUAGUUAUCCAAAUUAAUUAAACUAAAUGCUUGAUAUAACUCAUUCUUAAAUUCCUGACAUAAAUUAAUUGCUCAAUAACAAUCUAGCUUAUUGAGAUAUACCUGCAUGAUGCAGUCCACCCCUUUGUUAGCACUGAGGCUUGUUUAUUUCCAGGAUGUGUUUUUAUAUUACUGAUCCUCAUUCCAGCACAUAUUUAUGCAACAUGAUACUUUUGUUUUCUUGUAAAAGUGUUUGCCGUAUUUUGCUGGUAUAAUCUCUUUCAUAUUUACGUUAGAGGCCAAGUUUGCGUCAUUCCCCGCGUUGUUUACAGCUGUACUGUUACUUCCACUCCUCUUGAUUUCUCUAGAUGCAAAACUUUUCAUCGUCAAACAAGCAGUUUCAGUCUCUCCAAGUAGUGUUUCUGUUUGAGUCACUCCUAGAAGAGCGUCGUCCUGCCUAUAGAAAGCAUGAGACGCGGAUCUGGGUCGGGACUUUUGGCUUUCCUAGGCGUGCAUCAAACUUCUAUGCAACAGAUUUAUUGUUUGUGAAGGAAAUCGAUUUCACUUCUCAAAGAAACUAUGCAGAACGCAACUUCAAAAUGUUUCAUCGAAAUUCAGAAUCAGAAGCUCUGCUUUCUCAGGCAGUUCAACUCAGUGAGAGGGCCCAGAGCCCAGAACGUCAAGAUUAAUUCAUAAACCGAUCGCAUCACGUUUGGGGGAGAAUACGUUACAUCGGUUUUAUUUUUCAAAGUUCAGCACAUUAAAGCAACAAGAUCUCACUGCCAUCCCGUAGUGACGUUCUCUGCUGAAAGCGAAGGCUUCAGGUUUUGUCUCAGCCUAUGAAUACUGGGUAUUCUCAGAGGUGACGCCGUCAGUCUGCUGUGAACCAGCAGCAGGACGACUGCGGACUCUGGGGUGUCACUUUGUCCUUUGGAGCAGUUCGCUCACUUUGGGUUAGGUUAACACUGCAUGUCCCUGAAACUGCACUAGUACUAGAGUUGUUCAGUAUGAGUCUGUGUUCUGUUAGUUUAUGCCUGCUUUUUAUUUAUUUAUUUUUUUUGAAAAGUUUAAUUUUUAAAAAAAAGUUUAAAAUGUUGGCCUUUUGAUAUUAAUGCUAUCAGGAUUUUUCUCUCAAUGUCCAUGUUUACAAAAUCUGUAUCUCUGAAAAAGGCCAAAUGAAUGAGCUAAACUGCAACAACAUGCCUGGUUGUCAUAUCAAUGUAUUCUGACUGGAUGGCCCUCCAGGGACACCGUCCUCUGUUACUGACUCAAAAGAUGUACAGACCAUAACGAAACCUGGUAAAGAAUGUGGAAAUAAACAUCAAGUUUAAUAUAAA